GCUUCACAUUUCAGCUGCGCUUUCCUGUUUCCGCUCCCCGUUACCGCAGUGCAUCUGCUGUGUCCUUUUGCGGUCGGCUGUUUAACACGUUCUGCAUCUAAAAGGAAUUCAGACUGGGAGGGGGGAGUGUGAGAACCAUGCUGAGGUCCAGUAAGCUUUCUGGGGUUCUGUUGAUUGACAAAACAUGAAUGGACAAUCAGCAUAAAGCUCCGCCCCCUUUGCUGGUGAUGGCUUCUCAGUUCCACCGUGUUAUUCUUCCCUGUCCUGGGCAGCACACGCACCCACGUACGCACACCUUUUCCCUGGAUCCACCAUCCUGGGCUGAGAAGCCAGGAAAGAGGGCGGCAAAGGAACUGCUUGGACUUUUGAAUUUUGGGGAGCAUAGAGCUGAAUCUUCAGGAUGGCUAGAUACGUUAUUAUCCUUAGAAGCUUGGUCCUGUUGCAGGCGCUGUGCUUGGCCUUGGCUCAAGUGACAGGUCCACCCGGCCCCCAGGGCCCCCCUGGUCCCAGUGGCCCCGCAGGAACUCCUGGUGCCGACGGCAUUGAUGGUGAGAAGGGCCCUCCUGGACCCCCUGGCCCACCUGGUCAAAAGGGAGAAUCGGGUGAGCCUGGUCCUGAUGGAGCUCCAGGGGAGGAUGGUAUUGAUGGUUUGAUUGGGGCUAAAGGUGAGAGGGGCCCGCGGGGUAAUCCUGGACCAAAGGGUAAACAAGGGUCAAGUGGACUAUCAGGACCUGCUGGACUUGGACUGCCUGGACUUCCUGGAGCACCAGGCCCCAUCGGACUUCCGGGACAAAUUGGGCCUAUUGGAACAAAAGGUGUUAUGGGAAGUCCCGGAGCCCCAGGAUUACCCGGACCUUCAGGCAAGCCUGGUCCACCUGGAAAGUUUCUGGGUUUGGAGGAAGGCAGUGCAGACUUCCAGUGUCCAACCAACUGUCCACCUGGACCGAAGGGUCCUCAGGGACUACAGGGGGUGAAGGGACAUAAGGGUCGUGCCGGGGUAUUGGGAGAUCCAGGAAGGAUUGGAAAAACGGGUUCAAAGGGGAUUGUCGGAAUCUCCGGUGAACAAGGAAUACCAGGCCCUCCAGGUCCCCAAGGUUUGAGAGGUUAUCCAGGAAUGGUGGGACCCAAAGGCGAGAUGGGACCACGUGGCUAUAAAGGCAUUGCUGGACUAAUCGGCAUCCCUGGACGCCCUGGUGAGGAGGGACCCCAAGGACCACCUGGAGAGCCUGGACAAAAAGGUGACAUUGGAGAACGUGGCAUACGUGGACCUCAGGGAGAGGUCGGAAAGAAGGGAGAGAAUGGUCUUCCUGGAAUUGAUGGAAAAGAUGGUACACCUGGCAUCCCAGGAAUAAAGGGGGCUGCAGGUCAAAACGGCAGACCUGGAGCACCUGGUAACCAGGGAGAUCCUGGUUUACCUGGUAGCCCUGGAACCAAGGGUGAAAGGGGAGUCAAGGGUGAGACAGGACCCAGAGGCCUGAUGGGAAUGCAAGGAAUUCCUGGACCUCAGGGUGAGCCCGGUCCUCCAGGUGAAGCUGGCAUGGAGGGAGUUCCAGGGCCAAAGGGUGACAGGGGCGAACGAGGACCAGUUGGGCCAUCUGGGAUCAUUGGUUUGCCUGGAAGUAAGGGAGAGAGAGGGCCCAUGGGCAUCCCAGGGGCUCAGGGUCUAACUGGAACAAAGGGUGACAAGGGAUUCCAAGGCAAAGUGGGGGAGAAGGGCGACAUCGGUGAUCCUGGUGUAGAGGGUCUGGCUGGAGAAAAGGGAGAGAAGGGACAAUCUGGUGAGCCUGGUCCUAAAGGUCAGCAAGGUGUAACUGGUGAUCCAGGGCACAACGGCUUCACCGGAGAUCCCGGAAAACCAGGAGACCAGGGUCCGGCAGGCUUACCUGGUCCACGUGGCCUUGCAGGAGAGAGAGGCGUUCCAGGCAUGCCAGGAAUACUAGGACCAACCGGUCGCGACGCUUCGGAUCAGCACAUCAUCGACGUGGUCCUGAAGAUGCUUCAAGAGAGGUUAGCUGCAGUAGCAGUGAGUGCUAAGAGAGCAGUGCUGGGCGGAGCGGGCGUGAUGGGACCUCCAGGUCCUCCAGGACCACCAGGACCCCCUGGACCUCAGGGUCCUCAUGGACUAACUGGUGCCCGUGGCAUCCCUGGCAUGAUCGGUGCCGCAGGACAGAUAGGCAACCACGGCCUUAAAGGAAAGAGAGGUGCUAAGGGGGAGAGAGGGGAUCCUGGUCGACCACACCCUGGCCCACCGGGACAACCUGGAUUGCCAGGUCCUCCGGGUCUUGAUGGUGUGGCACGGGACGGUAGGCCCGGUGAGCGAGGACCACAGGGUGUAGCGGGUGACGCAGGCCGUCCUGGAAAGGCCGGUUCUCCUGGUCUCCCUGGAUUCUGUGAAGCGGCUGCAUGUUUGGCGGCCUCCGCCUAUACUUCUCCAAGACUCCAAGAGGCAGGAACAGUGAAGGGCCCAUCAACUUAAACCAAACCCUCUACUGGGGCCACGAGAACAUCUGAGAAAGAGAGAACCAUGACGAAAGGGGGGAGAUAUAGUGGGAGGCAUGGAAAGAGGAGAACGUCUCUUCAUUGGACACCAUUGUGAGGGGGGAGGGAACAGUUGUUGCCUGGCAUUGGGGAUGUUUGUGUGUAGGAUUGUGUUUGUGUGAUUUCUACCGGAGGCAAUGUUGGUCGCUACUGCUCUGUCCCCACCGCACACUAUAGAUGUGAGAACACUGCCGAUGACAUCACCGGUGACAUCAUCAUCAACACGUGCCCUGGACUAGAAGAACUGUGAGAAUGCUAUUCAACCAAAGGUGCUGUUUUUAUGAUCCACAUAAAAAAAAGAAAAACAGGGAUGACACCAAGAUUUUUAAGUGCCAAGCAAUUCCCUUAUAACUAAAACAAUCAAAAUGAUUUAAAGCUAGUCUAUAUAUUUCAUUAAUAAAGUUACAUUGUGAACUUCAGAGAUCAGCUUCCAAGACUCGAGUUACCUCAUGUGUACAUUAUGUCCCUGUUUGUACUGUAUCUGUCUGUGCCAUAAACAAAUGCCUUUGAUCUUUUAUUCUAGGUGAGAUGGCGGUAUUUUCUUAUUGACUUUGUUCUUGAUUCCAUGCUGUAAAUCUUUGUAAAUGUGUAUUAAUUUUGUGAGAACAGGGUGGGGUUUAGAAUUUAAAACAGAGGUCCCGAGUUAAUAAAUUUAAUCUGCAUUCAUGAUCCAACGUCAAACAGGUUCAACGUUCUGACUUUUUGGUACACCUGUAUGCCACUUUACCAAGAUGAUGUGUGUUAUGUUCAAAACAAUAGAGAACUGAUUAUCUUCAUUAAAUACUAUUUAUUGUUCUUUAUUUGGUUCCUCUGUAAACUCUCAAGUGUUCUUUUUUUGCCUGGUUGUGCAGAAUUACUCAAAUAAAG
Messenger RNA from Triplophysa rosa, 3405 nucleotides. It is a transcript of the gene col9a2, whose product is annotated as procollagen, type IX, alpha 2. The coding region runs from base 401 to 2476 and encodes 691 amino acids. Lineage: Eukaryota; Metazoa; Chordata; Actinopteri; Cypriniformes; Nemacheilidae. The record is from RefSeq and is a predicted model, not a curated record. The transcript has 34 exons.